AUGUCCUGGCUUCUUAGGACUCUAAGAAAUUUUUGUCGUUGCAACAGGAAAGAGAUGUCCAUGGUAGGCAGUGAGAAAGCAAGACGAGAAUCCAAAGAAAAGAAGUUUAUGCAACUUGUUUCCCCUCAGAAAAACGACUUGGGGAGAACAGUGGUUCUAGAUCUCGACAAUACUCUGGUGUACUCAACUUUUAAGAAGCCCAGACUUUAUGACUUUUGUCUGGAAGUCCCUGGGAAAAAGAAUCUACAGAUCUAUGUGAAGGUCAGGCCCCAUGCUGUCGAGUUUAUAAGCAUUGUUGGGGCUAUAUACGAGGUGAUUAUCUUCACAGCAGCGAAGAAGGAAUAUGCCGAGAAAGUCAUCGGCAUUAUCGAUGCGAAUAAGAGAAUAGCCUAUUCUCUAUACAGAGACUCAUGUACACUUGUUAACGGAAAAUAUGUUAAGGAUCUGUGUAAGCUUGGAAAGCCCUUGAAUGAGGUGAUUCUGGUUGACGACAGCCCCCAUUCAUAUGAGUUCCAGCCCCACAAUGGGAUUCAUAUUCCUCCAUAUACAGGAGAAAAGGAUGACGAUUCCCUCCUCAAGAUCAUGAAAUUCCUAAGAGAGAUUCACGAAGAUGGUAUGUUUGGGAGUAUCCAUCAGACCCCUUUUUGA
Encephalitozoon intestinalis ATCC 50506 is the source of this 648-nucleotide messenger RNA. Its product is annotated as Dullard-like phosphatase domain-containing protein. NCBI's taxonomy places the organism in Eukaryota, Fungi, Microsporidia, Unikaryonidae. Gene Ontology annotation, molecular function: phosphoprotein phosphatase activity. The coding region runs from base 1 to 648 and encodes 215 amino acids. The transcript has a single exon. The record is from RefSeq and is a predicted model, not a curated record.